CCUCGAGACCGGAUCAGACACCGUGCGUGCUUCCCCGCGAAGUAAAAGGAAAGCCCGAGCGAGAGUGGCGGAUCACACCGCCGCACACGCGUCACCAUCCCGUCGGCGGCGAGGUCGGAGCGGAGCCGGUAGGUGGACGCACGCCAAGCCAAGCGUGCGAACGAGCCUCUUCCUCCCUCAUCGGCGAAAAAAAACCAGAAACUCGAGCCAACACGCGACGCGACGCGCGGGACGCGUGCUCCGCCCCUGCCGCCCAGAUCCCCCAUCCCACCUCUCUCGCGCGGGCGCACCAGGUGUCGGGCGUGUUGACGCGGGAGGCAGAUCUGGGGAAUCUGGCAGGAGCGGCGGUGGGGCUGCGGGCGCGGGCCAGGGCGGGCGGCUGGGCGGACGGCGCGGACGACGACGGGGCGGACGGCGACGACUGCAGGCUCAGGCCCUGGCGCCGCAGGCUGCUCGCGUCCAUGGCGUUCUCCUGGCCAUCGGCCAUCCGCCUCGCCGUCGGGGCCAUCCUGCUCUGCGCAGUCGGGGUCGCCGUAUUCACGCUCCCCGUUGAGAAGAUUUUGAAGCAUUUUCUUAUUUGGAUCAAGGAGAACUUGGGUGCAUGGGGUCCUUUGGUACUGGCCCUUGCUUAUAUUCCUUUGACGGUCUUAGCUGUUCCAGCCUCAAUACUUACACUUGGAGGUGGUUAUCUGUUUGGCCUACCUGUUGGGUUUGUUGCUGAUUCUAUUGGAGCAACAAUUGGUGCAACUGCUGCAUUUUUGCUUGGUAGAACGAUUGGAAGGCCUUAUGUUCUCUCCAAGUGCAAAGAUUACCCCAAGUUUCAAGCUGUAGCUAUUGCCAUCCAAAGAUCUGGCUUCAAGAUUGUGUUGCUACUAAGGCUUGUACCUCUACUUCCGUUUAACAUGUUGAACUACCUGUUGUCUGUCACUCCUGUUGGCAUUGUAGAAUACAUGCUGGCUUCUUGGCUGGGAAUGAUGCCAAUCACUCUCGCUUUGGUAUACGUGGGAACAACACUGAAGGAUCUAUCAGAUGUGACACAUGGGUGGAGUGAGAUCUCAACUACCAGAUGGGUUUUCAUAGUUUCUGGCUUUGUAAUGUCCGUUCUCUUGAUUAUUUGUGUCACAAAAGUUGCAAAAUCUUCUUUGGACAAGGCGCUGGCAGAGAAUGGAGAGGUCGAUAUAGGAACUUCGCAGCUUCCUGUGGUAGCCUCUCCCUCAGAUCUGCACCAACCCCUUGUGAUCAAGAUUGACUCCUCGAAUGAAGAUCACGAGAAGUAAAUCUGUUGUUUAUGGGCUUUACAUGUACAUUCUGUGGAAUCUGUAGCACUGUACUCCGUAGUUCUCUGGUUUGAGCAACACCAGGGUGGUUUAGAAAAGAAAAAAAAGAAAGGAAAACUCUGACAGUGUGAGGUUGACUGAUAGGUGACUAUACUUCAGUAAUACAUUUUUAUUUAAUCUACGUGACUUUUAUAUUUGAUGCAAGUUCAGUUGUAAUAUUAUUGUAUUGACGUGUACAAGUUUCAGAGCUUGAAUUAUCAAGUACCUGACGGUUACGUCUACUUCAGAAAUAUUUCAGCUCA
Messenger RNA from Lolium perenne, 1579 nucleotides. RefSeq lists its product as uncharacterized. Gene Ontology annotation, cellular component: membrane. The record is from RefSeq and is a predicted model, not a curated record. Lineage: Eukaryota; Viridiplantae; Streptophyta; Magnoliopsida; Poales; Poaceae.